Messenger RNA from Adineta steineri, 3213 nucleotides. The record is from the annotation of a GenBank genome assembly. NCBI's taxonomy places the organism in Eukaryota, Metazoa, Rotifera, Eurotatoria, Adinetida, Adinetidae.
AUGCUUGUUGCUCUAUGUUUUGCAGUUGGACAUGCGGCUUGUAUUGUCACUAAUCAAAUUCUUUUUGGACGAAUCACCGGAAUAUUUGCUCAACAAUCAUUUGCUGCUGAUUGUCAUGAUCAACAAUUGCAAUUUAUCUCUCGAAAUAUAAAUAAAAGUGUGUGUCCAUUGGGUAUUGAACUUAGUCUAUCAAAUGAUGUACAGUUACAUAAAUUGUGUCAUUUGAAUGAGACAAUUUUAUCAUCAUUGUCUCCACCAAUGUUUUCAUUUCGAGAACAAGUGAUGGAUAUUGUUCGAUCGCUAUUCAUUGUUGGUAUUGCUAUUUAUCUAUGUUAUUUCGGUAAACAUAUGAUAUGGACAUUGGCUAUCAAACGACAAACAUCUCGAAUGCGUGUUCUUCUUUUCCGAUCUCUUCUUCAACGGCUCGUUGCCAAAGAAGCAAAGAAUGAAUUAGAAUCAUAUUCAAAAGCUGGACAAAUUGUUCAGGAAGUAUUUAGUUCAUUACGAACUGUUCAUUCAUUGAAUGGAAGUCGAUUUGAACAACAAAGAUACAAUAAAGAAUUAGAUCCAACUUAUUGGAGUAGUAUUCGCAAAGGAGUUGUGCUUGGUGUAUAUAUCGGUUGGUUACGAUUGUUAACACAAUUGAUCUAUGCAGUUGGUUAUAUCUUUGGUUCUAUUCUAAAGUCAUAUGGAAAUGAAUAUGCAUUAAAUAUUGGUGAUAUUAUUAUCGUUGUGAAUAUCUUUGCUCAAAGUUUAUUUUUUCUGUCUAUGAUUGGUCCUUACUUUCAGUCAUUUUCUGAAGCUCGAGGUGCAGCAAUGUCUGUAUUUCGACUGAUUGAUGAGGGAGAAGAUCGAGAUGUCAAUGAAAGUGAUCUGUUAAGAGAAAAAGAAUCAAUUUAUGAUAUGAUUGGUGAUAUUGAAUUUGACAAUGUGAAUUUAGUUUAUCCAUCUCGAAAAGAAACAACUGUCUUACAUAAUCUUAGUUUUACUGCUCGUGCUAAUCAAAUCACUGCUCUUGUUGGUUCAAGUGGUUCUGGGAAAAGUACAUGUAUAUCACUUCUUCUUCGUUUUUAUGAACCUUCAUCUGGUCGAAUUAUGAUUGAUGAUCGAUCAAUUACAGAUUAUCAUCGGAAUCAACUUCGACUCAAUAUUGGAGUUGUUAGUCAAGAACCGAUUUUGUUUGGUAUGAGUAUCUAUGAAAACAUUCGUCUUGGUAAAUUGAAUGCAACACGUAAAGAGAUCGACGAAGCAGCAAAAGAAGCAAAUGCAUAUGAUUUCAUUAUGAAAUUACCAAAUAAAUUUGAAACAAUUGUUGGAGAACGUGGUGUUCAAUUGAGUGGUGGAGAAAAACAACGUGUAGCAUUAGCUCGUGCUCUUGUCAAACAACCAUCGAUUCUUUUACUAGAUGAAGCAACAAGUGCACUUGAUAAUGUUAGUGAAAAACUUGUUCAAGAAGCGCUUAAUCGAGCAUCUAAAAAUCGUACAACUAUUGUCAUUGCACAUCGUUUAUCCACCAUUCGAAAUGCUUAUCAAAUCUAUAUGAUCGACAAAGGAAGUGUUAUUGAAGAAGGAAAUCAUGAAACAUUGAUGAGAAAAGAACAAGGAAAAUAUCAAACAAUGGUUAAAAGUCAACAGUUAGAAAAAACGAAUGAUGAUCAAGAUGAGAUAGUGAAGAUGACAACAAGAACUGAUGAAGAUGAAAAACAGAUCUGUGUUCUUUUAUUUGCUUUGCAUAUAUUUCAAAAUAUCGAAUUUGCUAUAUCAGGAUCAAAAUUAACUCAACGUAUUCGUUCAAAAGCAUUUGCUUGUCUUCUUCGUCAAGAAGUGGCUUAUUUUGAUCGACCUGAAAAUAGUUCUGGUGCCAUUACUGUUCGUCUUUCUUCGAAUGCAUCAGCUAUUCAAGACAUGAUUGGAACCACAUUAGGUCUUAUAUUGCAAGGUUUUGCUUUAUUCCUCUUUGGUUUAGUGUUUGGUCUUCUCUUCAGUCGACAAUUAACAUUGAUCAUGAUUUUUCCUUUUGUUCUCUUGCUUAUUAGUGCCUAUGUCAAUGUUCGAUUGACUGUAUGGCUAAAAACACGAACAGAUCUUAUUAUUGGACGAGCAAGUUCGCUUGCUGUUGAAGUUCUACAAAAUAUGCGCACCGUAAAACAAUUAUCUAUCGAAAAUGAAAUGUUACGACAAUAUUCACAUCUGAUCAAUGAAGCAAUGAAAACAUCUUGGAAACCUGAAAUAGUAUCUGGAAUGUUUUUCGGAUUGAUCUGGGCAGUAGAUCCGGUGGUGUUGGGAUUUCUAUAUUGGCAAGCAAUGAAUCUGGUUGAACAGGUUUAUUCAGUUGUGUCUCAUCAUAGUGCUAAACGUAUUGGAUCGGCGUUAUCUGCGGUGAAGAUCUUUUUUGAUUUGUUUGAUCGCAUCCCCACUAUUGACAAUUCAUCUACUAGUGGACAAGAAUUAGUUGAUUUUGGUGGAGAGAUCGAAUUUGAUAAAGUGAAAUUUGCCUAUCCAUGUCGACCAACAACAGUAGUUCUAAAUAAACUUAAAAUGAAUAUCAAACCAGGACAACGUGUAGCUCUUGUUGGUACAUCUGGAUGUGGAAAAUCAACAAUAAUUCAACUUCUCGAACGAUUCUAUGAUGUCACACAUGGUCAAUUAUUUCUUGAUGGUGUUGAUAUUCGAGAUCUCAAUCUUCAGUGGCUUCGUUCUCAGCUUGGUGUUGUUAGUCAAGAACCAAUUUUAUUUGAUCUAACUAUUGCUGAAAAUAUCACUUAUGGAUUACAGAAUGUUCCUUCGAUAGACGAGAUUAUCAAAGCAGCAACUAAAGCAAAUAUUCAUCAGUUUAUUCAACAAUUACCUCAGGGUUAUGAGACAAGAGUAGGAGUGAAAGGAAGUUUCUUGUCUGGUGGUGAGAAACAACGUAUUGCUAUUGCGCGAGUACUUCUUCGUCGACCAAAAAUAUUACUAUUAGAUGAAGCAACAAGUGCCAUGGAUUCAUACAAUGAACAAGUGAUUCAAGAAACACUUGGACAAGCUCAAAAUGAAGAUUCUAGUCGAACAUCGUUGAUUAUAGCUCAUCGUCUUUCAACUAUUCGUACCUGUGAUGUCAUCUAUGUACUUGAUAAGGGAUGUAUCAUUGAAAGUGGCACUCAUGCAGAAUCAGUUCAACAACAUGGCAUUUACUAUGAAAUGCUUACUGCUCAAAACAAUUCAUCAUCAUAG